Bursaphelenchus xylophilus (pine wood nematode) is the source of this 2467-nucleotide messenger RNA. Lineage: Eukaryota; Metazoa; Nematoda; Chromadorea; Rhabditida; Aphelenchoididae. The record is from the annotation of a GenBank genome assembly.
AUGAAGUUGCGCCGAUUGGAUGGAACGGUUGAUCCGUGGCGUCGAUUCGCGGCGUUGGUCGCGAGCAAAGUGAGUUUUUCAACCAAUUUUCUUCGCGUUUUUCUCAUUGUUCUGGCCGUGGGCGGAGCCUGCGAGAGGUACGACGAUGCGACAGUAUGAGAAUGGGUUUUUGUGGGGUUGGCGAAAAGAAGGCCUACAGUACCGCUUGGGAAUAUUUUUUAUCGUUUUUGCGGGGAGAAAUUGAUAAGAAACUGUAGAAGUGAGAAUAGAAUUGCUUAAAAAUUUAAUUUCUUUUUGAUCUUUACACUUCGUACCCGCGUUUAGAGGCUCCUAAUUGUCCUUAUUUCUUUAAUCUUAUGAUCUGCCAUAGGAAUAUCAGUUGGGCGCUACGGCUUUUCGGGUCAGCGACAGUUCGGGCCGACGAUAUCUUGGGUUGCAAAUUGCAUUGAUUUGUUUUUUGAUGCACGAGGUAGGCUAGGAGAAGGCUUAGUUAGCAGAAAUAGUAAGAUUGAUCAGGUCCUAGGAUAGCUUAUCACCUAUUUUGAAGUAUUUUACAUGUACUCAUAUCAAUAAUAUCUAGAAAAAAGUUACGGAUAUGUGGGUUUUUGCCGCUAAUUUUGGUUUUUAUACGUUGCAACAACUCAGUUAGAGGAAAAUAACGUGAGUAAUAGCCGAAAUUAGAAAAAUUUGGCAUGCUGCAAGCCUGUGCCUAGUCUCCGGCGAGGCUUCGCCGAGCCUUCGCCGAGCCUUCUCCGAGCGUCCGCCGAGCCUUCGCCGAGCCUUCGUCGAGGCUUUGCCGAGGCUUCGUCGAGCGUCCGCCGACCAUCCAACGGCUUUGCCGAGUCUCGUAGGCACUUCGUAAAAACUUUUUUUUUGGCAUCCACUUGUACUAUACUUCGGUCGAUUUUUUGUGGGCCCGAAAAGUCGGAACGGGAAUCAAUCCCGUUCUCUUUGGGGGUUAUUAAAACAACAAAUUUACACAUGACCCUGCCAUAAAACCUUUUUAUAUAAAGGACAAUUGUUUAUUCAAUCAGAAACACCUUUUAUGACGUGCUUUACAUAAAAGUUCAUGUAACCUUUUACUACAAAACAAAAGCAAAAAAUCCCAUGAAAGAUCUAAAAAUAAUGUUUUUCAGCCAUGCAGACCAACCUAUGGCCCGGAUUUCUCCAUUCUACCGGUAGAGAUUCUCCUCAAAAUCUUUCGAAAUCUCAGUGUCGCAGAUCUGGGAAGACUCUGCCAAACAUGCACAAAAUUUUGUAAAAUCAUCCAAAAUUAUCGCUUAUCACUGGAGAUUCUGCACAUUCCAACAAUAGUCAUUCAAUACGGGAAAUGGUUUGAUGUGUUGACCAAAGUCAAGUCGAGUAAGUUUAUUUGUAUAAUUUUUGGACGUCCGAUUUUCUCAAUUCUUCCUAGAAUUCGAGUAUUUUUGUUUUCACGUUAAAAACUUUUUGGCCAUUUCGUGAAAUUUCGAUUUUUUGUUUGCAGACGAGGUGAAGCUCACUUAUCAAAUGGCCUCCGACAAACGUUUGCCGAAAGUCCGAAAGCCCAGAUUUCUCAAAUCGGACAGAGUGGCCCCGUUGAAGGGGAUCAUACAGCAUUCGUAUUUUGAUGUGAGUUUAAAUUUGUGUUUGGAAAGCUUUUGAUUCUCAACCGGGUACUGAGAGGGAUUUACGGCGUAAAUUGGUUGAUUUUUGUAUUGUGUUGUAUAAAAGUGCUCUAACUGCAAAGUUCAAUAUAUUAGGAAAACUUGGCACACGCUUAAUUUAGAUUACUUAUUCUUGCCUCACAAAGACAGCGCAUGAAGUUGUGAUGCUCAGAUUUCCUUCGGACAUAGGCCAUGUUUCAAUUCGCAAAAAUUUUGGCUCGCGCUUUGAAUGCGUAGCCGAGAUAUUCAGCGGUCUUUUCGGCCCAAAGACUGUGCGAAACGAGAAGUGCGAUGAAAGAUAAAAACACCUUAACAAAGUGCCUCUGUCUUCUAACAAACUUUUAAUCUAAAAACCUCCGUUAUUUCGGCAAAGCGCGAGCUAGAAGUCUUGCAUAUUUUUUAGAAACAGAUAUUCUAAAUUUGUUCCAAGUUUUACCGAAAUCUGAAGUACCUUCCCUGUUAGCCAUUGCAUAUUCAGAACGUCUACUUUUUUACCAUGAAACUUGCAGACCACCUACAUACGGUUCGAACUCCUCCACCCAGAUAUGGUGUUUGAUCUCCAUCUUUCGAUGAUCUCAACUCGAACUCUUUACCUUGACUUUUCCCAUCAUUCAAUCCAGAAGACGCUACUUCAACGAUACUGGAAUACAAUGGCACAAGCCAUCAACGACAACGUCAAUAUUGAUGUCGUCAAUAUCAUUCUCAAUCCGAAAAACAACGAGUUAUACGGGCAGAUAUUGCGCUCUCUUCCGGAUUGCUCUGUGGAAGCGGUACUCGCGGUUGGCUGUAAAUUAUCUAAAAACUUUUUGUCGGACAUGUGA